GACGGACUGUGUCCGGCGAUGGGCACGGGGUGAGUGGGGAGGCCGAGGGCCCGGGACUGCCUUUCGUCGCUUGUUGGGGUUACAGGUGAAGGGGUUAUGGGUGAAGAACAACCCAGGGCCAGCGCUUGGCCUUCCCGCCACCGUGGCGGCCGCCCCGCGCCGUCUGUGAGGCGCCAGUUCCGGGGCGCUGCUCCCGGCCUCCCCUCGCUCUGAGGCUCGGGGUCCCCAGCUCCGCGUAAACUGCACGAUUUCGCUCUCUGCUCAGCUCCCCUCUGCCCCCUCUUUCCAAGAGAGACUUCCAGAUCCCACAUUUUCUUGACUGAUUUUUAAGGUAAAAAUACAUCUCCCAGAUGCGAUUUUCAGUCUGGACUUUUAGAGAUGAAAUUGUAUCUGAGAACUGGGGAGGGACUCCCGGAGGCUGACGGGAAAGCCAAAGAGCAGGCCUAUACUGCUUGAGUGAACUAUCCUUCAGGAACUUUCAGUUCCCUCCUUUACUCCAACCUGAGUACUAAAUUGAUCUCCCACGACUUUGUAACUGUUAAUGAGGUGCAUUUGGGAGUCGACACAAAUGCAUCACUUCGGAGAAAGAGCCAGCUCCAGAGGUGUCUUCAGAGAAGGCAAGACUGCCAGCUGUCAUCACUGUCAACAGCAGAUUUCACGGGCUGAAAGUGCUUUUUUGUAUUUGAUCUAAGUCUGUGUAAACUGUUUCCUCCCAUUCUCCUAAGAGGUGAGGGCAGUACUCCUCAUGAUCCUCAACUUGUAAAAAGGCCUCCCUGCAUGAAUGGGACUACCACAGGAGCUGGGCAGAGCAUUUCUCCGUUUAUAGCUGUCUGUUUGCAUUCUGAUUGGGAACACUGGGAUCAUUUUCAUCAUGCCGACAGUGGUGGUAAUGGAUGUAUCCCUUUCCAUGACCCGACCUGUGUCUAUUGAGGGGUCCGAGGAAUACCAGCGUAAGCACCUAGCAGCCCAUGGUUUAACGAUGCUGUUUGAGCACAUGGCCACCAAUUACAAGCUUGAAUUUACAGCACUUGUGGUUUUUUCAUCACUUUGGGAGUUGAUGGUCCCCUUCACGAGAGAUUAUAAUACCCUACAGGAAGCACUAAGUAAUAUGGAUGAUUAUGACAAAACCUGCUUGGAGUCUGCAUUAGUUGGUGUUUGCAAUAUCGUUCAGCAAGAAUGGGGUGGUGCAAUUCCUUGCCAGGUUGUCCUGGUGACAGACGGCUGUCUUGGCAUUGGUAGAGGGUCACUGCGACAUUCCCUAGCCACUCAAAAUCAACGAAGUGAGAGCAACAGGUUUCCACUACCUUUUCCUUUCCCAUCUAAGUUAUAUAUCAUGUGCAUGGCGAAUUUGGAGGAGCUCCAGAGCACCGAUUCCUUGGAAUGCCUUGAACGUCUCAUAGAUUUAAACAAUGGUGAAGGGCAGAUUUUUACUAUUGAUGGCCCCCUGUGCUUGAAGAAUGUACAGUCUAUGUUUGGAAAACUGAUAGAUUUGGCAUAUACGCCUUUCCAUGCUGUUCUCAAGUGUGGCCACCUAACUGCUGAUGUACAAGUCUUCCCCAGGCCAGAACCUUUUGUUGUAGAUGAAGAAAUUGAUCCUAUCCCUAAAGUCAUUAACACAGAUUUGGAAAUAGUGGGAUUUAUUGAUAUAGCUGAUAUUUCAAGUCCCCCAGUUCUGUCCAGACAUCUGGUCUUACCUAUAGCACUUAACAAAGAAGGUGAUGAGGUGGGUACUGGCAUCACUGAUGACAAUGAAGAUGAAAAUUCAGCCAAUCAGAUUGCCGGCAAAAUACCCAACUUUUGUGUCCUGCUCCAUGGUAGCCUAAAAGUGGAAGGAAUGGUAGCGAUUGUUCAAUUAGGUCCUGAAUGGCAUGGAAUGCUCUACUCCCAAGCUGACAGCAAGAAGAAAUCAAACCUCAUGAUGUCUCUCUUUGAGCCUGGCCCAGAACCUCUCCCAUGGCUAGGGAAAAUGGCACAGUUGGGUCCUAUUUCAGAUGCUAAAGAAAACCCUUAUGGCGAGGAUGACAAUAAGAGUCCAUUCCCCCUGCAGCCCAAAAACAAACGCAGUUAUGCCCAGAAUGUGACUGUCUGGAUCAAACCCAGCGGCCUGCAGACAGAUGUACAGAAGAUUUUAAGAAAUGCAAGGAAACUACCUGAAAAAACACAGACAUUCUAUAAGGAGCUGAACCGUUUGCGAAAGGCCGCUCUAGCCUUUGGUUUCCUGGACCUGCUGAAAGGGGUGGCUGACAUGCUGGAAAGGGAAUGCACACUGCUGCCUGAGACAGCCCACCCUGAUGCUGCAUUCCAGCUGACCCAUGCUGCCCAGCAGCUCAAGCUGGCCAGUACCGGCACCUCUGAGUAUGCUGCUUAUGACCAGAACAUCACACCUUUGCACACAGACUUCUCUGGGAGCAGCACUGAAAGAAUUUGAAACUGACUUUUGGAGCUUUCCUUCUUUUUUCAACUGAAAAUGAUUUAGGUAAAAACCUUUCCAGUAUGUUCACUUCUCGAAUAGCCACCCAAAGACCUUCCUGAGGCUGCCUCAGAAGCACCACUUGCUGUUUUGAAUGACUCUACUAGUAUGAGAAGGAUGUGAAGGUGGUUGGCUGGUUGGGCUUUAACUUCCUGGGAUUCAUAAUUUUUAAGCUUGGAAGAUAGCUGCUGUUCCCAUGAUGGGCACAUUUCCUGAGAAGCUUGAAUGACUGAUGAGCAUAGAGCACCCCUGCCUUCCUCAGGAAACCUGACCGGCAAGGGCUCUCUGGCUUCCUGAAAGCUUCGCCUCUUCCCUCGUUUAUAUCUCAACUGUAAGGGCAUUUUCAAGCUUCUGUUCAUGGAAUGAGCAACUCAGACUGUCUGGAGCUUGCUGAGUACAAACACACCACCACUAAGUUUCAGAACUUUCCUUAGAACUUGGGCAAAAUGUGGUGGUAACUCUUAAGUGCUUUUGGUAUCUCUUGAGAUUCUAACUUUUAAAGAGCAACCAUUAAUGUGUAAAAUGAUUCCAGUUUCUUCAAGGUUUUUUUUUUAAUGAAAAUAAAAUAUUUGAUUUUCUAGAAAA
Gorilla gorilla gorilla (western lowland gorilla) is the source of this 3055-nucleotide messenger RNA. RefSeq names its product integrator complex subunit 14 (gene INTS14). Gene Ontology annotation, biological process: snRNA 3'-end processing. Lineage: Eukaryota; Metazoa; Chordata; Mammalia; Primates; Hominidae. The coding region runs from base 872 to 2428 and encodes 518 amino acids. Gene Ontology annotation, cellular component: integrator complex. The record is from RefSeq and is a predicted model, not a curated record. The transcript has 13 exons.